AUGGUGCGCGCUGCAGUGUUCCUGCUGGCGGUAGCACUGUGCCGCGCCGGCACCCUUGAUUCCGAAUUGGGCGUCGGUAAAUCCAUCAACAUAUUUAUGAGAUAUGGCUACCUCAGUAUUUGUAUGCGAGUGGUUCCACGUAAUGACACAGAGUCCUGGGUAUUUCGGGAGCCAACAGUCAGUGUGUUCAGGGACGUGGAAAAGUUCACAGUGGCGCCGAAACCUCGACAUGCGAAGACACUCUUCGACGGCGAUUUUCACAUGGAGUUCUGCGAUAACCUGAAACAGUUGCUGCAGGCGUAUUUCAGAGAUUUCAGCUUCGAGAGAUUAGAGCGGCCAUGGCGAGCGUUCACAGCUGGUUGGCCGACUGAUAUCAUGGCGCGGAAUUUGGGUAUCAACUCCUCUUUUAUCAACGGGGACCACUGCUAUGUACUUGUUAGGGUGUCGAGGUUUCGUGAAACGGCAAAACUAAGCGAUUUACCACCAAAUGUACCGGUGGAGGAUGUGGUAUUCGAUGCCAUACAAGACACCACUAUUGGCGACACGGUGUCUAUAGCAGAUUUCAUCAGAAAAUACGGAUCACAUUAUAUAGCAUCUUACAUAACUGGAAAUUCAUUAUACCAGGUGUUUGUGUUCUCUCGUGGCGUGUACUCCCGGAUCAAAGAGCGUGUUAAGUCGCGGGGCGUGUCAGACAUACCCGCAGCUGAAAUGAACAAUUUCUUCUCCCCGUUAUUCGCGGAACACGUUGGAGCUGUGAAGGUAUUUGUGUUCUCUAGAACCGCAUACUCUAUGAUCAAAGAGAGACUUAAAAGCAAGGGCGUGGCCGAUAUAACUGCUAAAGAGUUGGAAGGAUAUUUCUCGCCAUGGCAGGCCAAGCAUAUUGGCCAGAUCAAGGUGGCGAGUGGAAAUAAAACAGUGGAAAGUUGGGCGAUGAAACGCCUCAGGGUACACUAUUAUAUAUUUUCGUACCCAAGUCUUUUAAAGUUGCACGGAGAGCCGGCGCUUUUAAGAAAUUUAGAUACAUUAUUAGGAAAUGAAGCCUUAUUACAAUUAGAAUUAAAGACAUUAGCGCCUGCUUUUAAAGACGCGCAAAAAAGAAAGUGGUUUGAAGAAGUGAUAGACAAUUAUUUAAAAUUGUGGGAGAGUAAUAUGUGA
Pieris macdunnoughi is the source of this 1155-nucleotide messenger RNA. Lineage: Eukaryota; Metazoa; Arthropoda; Insecta; Lepidoptera; Pieridae. The record is from the annotation of a GenBank genome assembly.